This is a messenger RNA of Pseudocercospora fijiensis CIRAD86, 1035 nucleotides long. RefSeq lists its product as uncharacterized. The transcript has 8 exons. NCBI's taxonomy places the organism in Eukaryota, Fungi, Ascomycota, Dothideomycetes, Mycosphaerellales, Mycosphaerellaceae. Bases 1 to 1035 code for a protein of 344 amino acids. Gene Ontology annotation, molecular function: aldehyde dehydrogenase (NAD+) activity. The record is from RefSeq and is a predicted model, not a curated record.
AUGCGGCAUCAUGCACUGCCACUAGGUGUCUGUGCCGCCGUCAAUCCAUUCAACGCUCCGGUGCCCACUAUGAUCUUGAAAUGCAUUCCAGCCCUCGCAACCGGCAACGUGAUUAUCGUCAAACCCUCGGAGAAAACUCCACUUGGCAGUCUGGCACUUGCUCCCUUAUUUGAGAAAGCAGGAAUUCCCAAAGGAGUCGUACAAGUCAUCACUGGAGCAGGAGAGACAGGCGCCCUCCUAGCUAGCCACAUGAGGAUUCGGAAGAUCAGUUUCACUGGCAGCGUACCAACGGGGAAAAAGAUCCAAGAGGCGGCGGCCAAAAGCAAUCUCAAACGUGUGACGCUCGAGCUCGGAGGCAAGUCGCCGGCGGUGGUCUUCGAUGAUGCAAAUCUAGACAAUGCUUUGACUUGGACUGUCAAUGCGAUCUUGGCAAGAUCAGGCCAGGUCUGUGUAGCUGCUACUCGAGUCUACGUACAGUCGUCGAUCGCGCAAGCUUUCGUCGACAAGUACAGCGAAAAGAUGAAAGCCGCUGUCAAGUCAAUUCGAGAAGUCGGAGGGGUUCAGCAUGGCGAUACCGGCUGCUACAUGGAACCUACUCUCUUCUUGAACCCCAGGGCUGACGCCGACAUUUACAAGAACGAGAUCUUUGGGCCCGUGGCUGUCAUCAAGACUUUCGAGACGGAAGAGGAGGUGCUCAAGAUGGCUAACGACACCGAGUAUGGGCUGAUGUCUGGCGUUUUUACGAAGGAUAUCGGUCGUGCGCUGCGCAUGGCUAAAGGUUUGGACAGUGGCGUGGUGGGCGUCAAUUGUGUCAGCUAUGUGAGCAUAUCGAUGAUCUUGAACUGUAUGAAUAUGCAAGUACCCUUUGGAGGCCGCAAACAGAGCGGCAUCGGCAGAGAGUUUGGCGAAUACGCAUUGCGGGCCUACACUGAGCCCAAGACGAUCUUGAUAAAAUCGAGACUGACGCACAAGCAGCAUGAACGCUUGAAGCUCUUCGCCAAGACUCGUAAAACAGAUGAUUCGAUUGGUCUUUAA